Myotis daubentonii (Daubenton's bat) is the source of this 999-nucleotide messenger RNA. Its product is annotated as phosphofurin acidic cluster sorting protein 2-like. NCBI's taxonomy places the organism in Eukaryota, Metazoa, Chordata, Mammalia, Chiroptera, Vespertilionidae. The coding region runs from base 1 to 999 and encodes 332 amino acids. The record is from RefSeq and is a predicted model, not a curated record. The transcript is spliced from 2 exons.
AUGCGCUUCCUGGUUAUCCCGCUGGGUUCCCACCCCUUGGCCAGCUACCUGGGCUCCAUGGAUUGCCGCUACAAAAACUUCUUCCAGGACCUGUACUGGCGGGACAUGUUCAACAACCUGGAGUCCCAGAACACCUUGCAGGACACACAGGAUGUUGUGUCGAGAAUCUCUGAGUACAUUGCGGGAGCCAACUGCGUCUACCUGCUGCCCAUUGCAGAGGCCAUGCUCAUGUCUAAGCAGCAGCGCCCCAAUAAGAAGUCCUCACAGCUCAUCCCCUUUGUGGGGGCAGUGAAGGUUGGAAGAGUAGAACCAUCUGCAGCUAUGUCAGGAGACUCAGAUGAUGUGGUCCCCUCAUGCUCCAGUGAGCUUCUGUCCCCUACCGGGAAGGCCUCACCCAACACACUCUCUGCCCCAUCAAUGAGUGGGGACCUGUCCUUCACCAGCCAGAGUGUCCAUGCAGGGAUGAUGGAGCUGCAGGUGGAUUACUGGACAGCAGCUCAGCCAAUAGAUACGAAGAGAAUAGCAGAGAAGAAAGACCUGCCUACCACCAAAAACACACUCAAGUGCUUCUUCAAGUCUGUCCAGGUCAGCAGGCUGCCCCACAGUGGUGAGGGCACAGCAACACCGGCCAUGUCCAUGACAGUGGUCUCCAAGGAGAAGAAAAAGGAAGCGCCCAAGAAAACCAAGGACGAGGAUGUGGAGUCCAAAAGCCAGUGCAUCCAGGGCAUUGGUCACCUGGUUUGCAAGGCCAAGCACCAGCAGAGCAUGCUGCCGGUCGUCAUCGAUGGCAUGGAGUGGAACGACAUGACAUUCUUCCAGCUGGCAGCCCAGUGGUCCUCCCAUGUCAAGCACUUCCCCAUCUGCAUCUUCGGACACAACAAUUCUACCUCCGAAAUGCUGCAGGGUUUAAGCAGCAGCAAGCAGUUCCUGAACCCUAACUGCCACCUGCACCUGUACAGAAACUCCACCCUGCUCCACGCGCACGGAACAGCAUUCUGA